AAAAAUUACUCUUUCUUUUCUUCUUAACUUUCUGCAAACUAAACUAGUUGUUAGUUUAGCUUCCUCGGCCUCCACCUUCAACUUCAAAAGAAAAGUUUGAAGACAUUUAGAAUUUUCAUAGUGAUGGAAAGACUGAACUCAAAGCUGCACCUACAGAACUGCUACAUUAUGAAGGAAAAUGAGAGGCUAAGGAAGAAAGCACAGCUUCUCAACCAGGAGAAUCAAGCACUUUUAUCUGAACUGAAACAGAAACUGGGCAAGGGAAACUCAUCAAAGGGAAAUGCUCCAAAUGAUAUUCUUGACCUUAACCUUAACCUUAACCUCUGCUCAACCUCCAACGCAAAUCCUGCCAACUCUAGCAAACCUUGAUUCAGCAAAAUGGACAUGAUGAACCCACUGGCACUGAAGAGCCCCCCCAGCCUUCUUUUUUGUGUAAAACCAUAGUCAAACUAAAACACUAGUGUAAGUCUAGUUUCAGUUAUAUAGGACAGUAGUAGUACUUGGUUACUUUUUGCUUCUGUUUUCAUCUUGGAGAUAUCUUUCUUUUCUGGGGGUUUAAGAUAUGGAAUUCUGAACCAGAAAGAUAAAAUGUAUCAGGCUAUCUGCUAGAGAUAACUAUGAUAUUAUUAUUAAA
This is a messenger RNA of Mangifera indica (mango), 634 nucleotides long. Its product is annotated as protein LITTLE ZIPPER 4-like. The record is from RefSeq and is a predicted model, not a curated record. NCBI's taxonomy places the organism in Eukaryota, Viridiplantae, Streptophyta, Magnoliopsida, Sapindales, Anacardiaceae. The transcript is spliced from 2 exons. The coding region runs from base 124 to 369 and encodes 81 amino acids.